This is a messenger RNA of Fomitopsis serialis, 504 nucleotides long. Its product is annotated as NDUFA12-domain-containing protein. Gene Ontology annotation, cellular component: membrane. The transcript has 5 exons. Bases 34 to 453 code for a protein of 139 amino acids. NCBI's taxonomy places the organism in Eukaryota, Fungi, Basidiomycota, Agaricomycetes, Polyporales, Fomitopsidaceae. The record is from RefSeq and is a predicted model, not a curated record. Gene Ontology annotation, biological process: response to oxidative stress; mitochondrial respiratory chain complex I assembly.
CAUCAAGUCUCCGACAGUUGCGCCUGGCCAGGAAUGGUCUCCCUCGCUCGAACUAUACGCUCCAUCCGCAGGGUCGGUCUGAAGGAAUGGUGGCAUCAGAUGCAGUAUAUCGGCGAUGCCAAGUCGGGGAAGUUCAUGGGCAGGGACCAGUUCGGAAACCGCUACUUUGAGAACCUGAAUGCGGAGGAGGAAGUCCCUGGUCGUCACCGAUGGGUUGACUUCUCGCAGCAUGACUUCAAUGCCACCCAAGUCCCACCCGAAUGGCACGCAUGGUUGCACCAGAUUCGCAAGGAUCCUCCCCCCGAAGACCGGAUCAUGCAGAACCUCUCUCCUCCGUGGAAGGCACCGUACCACGAGAACUUGACCGGCACGAGGGGCGCGUACAAAUCUUACAACACGACGAAGCCCAAAUACGAGGCUUGGGAGCCGAAGGUUGCUCAGCGGGGUGCAUAGACACGACUGUACUCUCCGUCCGGAUAUAAUACACUGUUUUACUCCUUUGCU